Molecule: messenger RNA, 4611 nt
Organism: Corythoichthys intestinalis (scribbled pipefish)
Lineage: Eukaryota; Metazoa; Chordata; Actinopteri; Syngnathiformes; Syngnathidae
Product: SH3 and cysteine-rich domain-containing protein 3-like
Exons: 13
Coding region: 243-1241 (332 amino acids)
Biological process (GO): positive regulation of voltage-gated calcium channel activity; skeletal muscle contraction; positive regulation of protein localization to plasma membrane
Cellular component (GO): extrinsic component of cytoplasmic side of plasma membrane
Molecular function (GO): protein binding
Source: RefSeq, a predicted model, not a curated record
GCCAGCUACUCGCAUGCCAACCUGGGGAAUCAUGCUGGAAAUUAUCUAACAGGACUGUAAUCAUAAAGACCGGCCAGUAUUAUCAAUAUCCAAGUGAUUGGUCAGUUGGUUUAGUGGAGUCAACUUUACGGAAUCCCCACCCCACAAAGCACUGUAGUUAUUGGCAGUGGCGGCAGCUGAAGGACUUAUUCUAGCACAAUCGUUCUGCGGUGGCUUCACUAAAAAGGUAGUGCAAGAACACAAUGGACCAUGAAGACGACAAAAACUCAGUGGAUAUCCAUGACAACCCCCCGGCUCCUGACAACGUUGUGAGGGAGGACGGAGACACAGUAUACUUUAUAUAUGAAGAAGAAGUAGAGGUGGAAGAGAAGGAACCUGAACCUCCACCACCUGUCAUUCGUGUCAAUGACAAGCCCCACAAGUUCAAGGACCACUACUGCAAGAAGCCCAAGUUCUGUGACGUCUGUGCUCGGAUGAUAGUCUUGAACAACAAGUUUGCCCUGAGGUGUAAAAACUGCAAAACCAACAUACACCAUUCAUGUCAGUCCUAUGUUGAGUUCCAGAAGUGCUUUGGCAAAAUACCACCUGGCUUCAGACGGGCCUACAGUUCCCCUCUGUAUAGCAGUGACCAACCAGAUCCAAACAAUCCAAAUCGGAAUGACCCUGUCUUUGACACUCUACGGGUGGGCGUCAUCAUGGCGAAUAAAGAGCGCAAAAAGAAUGAAAAUGACAAGAAAAAUAUGCUGGUGAUGAUGGAAGAAGAGGAAGAUGAGAAUCAGCAGCCCAAAGAAAAUGAGGAUGGAGGAGAAGGAAAGCCUGAGGAAAAGAAGGAGAAAGGAGGAGAAAAAACAGAUGAUAAGCAAAAAGGAACCUUCUCCCAGUCGCACUAUUACUUGGCUCUCUACCGCUUCAAGGCCAUAGAGAAGGAUGAUCUGGACUUUCAUCCUGGUGAUCGCAUUACAGUCCUCGAUGACUCCAAUGAAGAGUGGUGGAGGGGAAAGAUGGGAGAGAAGAGUGGCUAUUUCCCCACCAACUAUCUCAUAAAGGUGCGGGCAUCAGAGAGGGUUUAUAAGGUGACACGGUCUUUUGUCGGGAACAGAGAGAUGGGACAAAUCACACUGAAGAAAGACCAAAUUGUGGUGAAGAAAGGAGAUGAGAAAGGUGGCUACUUGAAGGUCAGCACUGGACGCAAGCUUGGCUAUUUCCCCUUUAAUCUACUGCAGGAGAUCACUGUGAUAUAAGAACACAAUAUAUAUCCAAACACCUCUUUGUUAAAAUGUCAUUCAAAGCAAAAGAGAUCACAGGUGUUAUUUAUACAACUAAAAUUUAAAAAAACAACAAAUCCACCCAUUUUUGACACUCCUACCUAAACUACAUACAGACACCGCAAUCUUUAAUCUGACUCACUCAACACACACUUCCUGCAAAAGACUGAAACAGUUUUAAUGUGCCACAUGGGAGUUUGGUACAUUCCCUUUCCCAAUUCCUAUACUAUUUAUUGAAUAUCUUGAUCAAUUCUUUUAAUCACCCCCUCCUAUUUGUUUUUUUAAACUGAAUUAUAAUAUAUUUAUCAAUUUAUCUUAUUGAAUCAUGGAUUUUGGUAAUAAUGUGUCUAAUGAAAUGUUACAAUUUAAAUAAAACAAUUAAUUUCUACUUUUUUUUUUUAAAAAUUGUGGUUGGAUAAUUAUAAUGACAUGUUGAAAUAAUGAAAAUAAUACUAAAAAUAGAAUGUAAUGGUGUUCUUUAAUGAAACAGUAAUAAAAAUAGAACGUAUUGGUAUUCAUUACUUAAAAAAAAAAAAAAAAAAAAAAAAAAAAAGCCUGUUUUAAAUCGUUUAAAUAUGAUACCUGUUUUAAUGUUUUAAACAAAUGUUAGAUAAGAAAAGUAGGCAAUUUUACCAUAUAAUUUGCAUGUGUUUGAAAGUGUGUCAUAAAUAAUUCAUUUAAAGAAUGAAAAAAACGCUUUCACUGUUUAAGAUUUUAUACGCAAUUUCUUUUCUGAUCUGGGAAAUGCGUCAAAAUGACUGAGAAAGCUAUUUUUUUGCUGUCAUUUGUUCUAGAUGUAAUGCAUGGGCCUUUUUAUUUUAUUUUUAUCAUUUUAUUUUAUUAAAAUUACAUAAAAUAACAUGUAUUUUAUUUAAUUUGAUUAAAUAAAUAAGUUAACAACUCAUGAAGUGUCUGCUGUAUAACUCUUGAUGAAAUAAAAUGUAAUCAGGACAAAAACAGCAACAAUCGACUAUCUUUGAACACAUACUGAUUUUCUUUAUUUUCAAAAUAUAGUACUGUAUAUCAUCACGCUCCCUUUUCUUUGAUAAAAGUAGAGCUGCGCUUUAAAACAAAGGCAAAUGAAUAGAAUGACAUACAUACUUACAUACUUAACUAAAACAGUACAUAACUUAUAAAAGGAUAGAAAUGUUAAGAUCCGUGUUGUUAAUAACGGCGUUAGAAUAUAACGGCGUUACUAACGGUGUUAUUUUUUUCAGUAGUGAGUAAUCUAAUGAAUUACUUUUCUCAUCUUGGCAACGGCGUUUCCGUUACUGAGGAAGUAAAGGCGUGCGUUACUACGUUGGUUGAAAAAAGCGAGAAAGGUCAGAGACAUGGACUCAAGGAGACGAGAGAGCAGAGCUUGAAUGGGGAGGAGGGAAGGGAGUUGUGACGCCGUUGCAAACGCGAUGCUAGGUGGCUCCAAUAAUACCUGACUAUAGCCGAUAGCCUACAAACUAAGCCCACAUGAUGCUUCGGUAGAUAUCACAUAUAUACAGAACUAGAUGCAAAUGACAGACACGGCGGCAUUAUCAACCAGUAUAAUAAAGAACUAGAUGUGUUAGUAAACAGGCGCCAUAUUAAAGCAGUAGACUUCUCAAGAAGGCUCUGUUGUAGAAAACUUUCCUAGCGAACUUAAGUAACUUUUUAUCUAAAAUAUUUGUAAAUCGGCAAAACUUAACUUAAAUCUAUCUUUAAAUGAUGAAACAGUUUUAAAACUUGUCGAAAAUAGACAGAAGGGAACUAAUGCAAUAACGGGAGCAAUUUUAACAACUUUAACGGUUGAUUCACAACAUUAAAUGACUUCCACACAUAGCAAAGGUUACUAUCUAGUUAUCGCAAUAUCCCCAAUACCCCUGUGUCUAGUUAAAUUUAGGGUAAAGAAUUGGGCUGGGGCCAAUUGUCCCAAAAGCCCUUUAAACUUCACAUUGUGUGACCUGUUUUUUUUUUUUGAGGGGGAAAAAAAAAAAAUUGUCACCAGUUACUUUGCCAAGUAACUAAUUACUCUUACAUUCAGGUAACUGAGUUACUAACGCAAUUACUUCUUGGGAGAAGUAAUUUGUAACUGUAAUUAAGUUAUUUUUUAAAGUAAGAUUAACAACACUGGUUAAGAUAUUUUAUUAACAUCUUGACACAACAUUCAUUCAUUCAUCUUCCAUCGCACUUAUCCUCACGAGGGUCACUAGAGUGCUGGAACCGAUCCCAGCUAACUAUUGGUCGUUGGUGGUGUACAUUCUGAAUGGGUUGAACUUGCCAGCAAAUCAUCUUCACACAACAGUUGCAACCAAUUUGAAACAUUUUUGGCAUACAGUGGCAUCAAGGGCGUAGGUUUGGUCUCAACAUUGGUAGGGACAAUAUAAGAGUUUAACUUGCAUGUACACUUUUUACUGGGGCCGGGGCAUUUAAUGAGAUCAAACAGAUUGGGUGAACGGGGGUCAGGGCUACAUUUCUCAUGAAUAUGAACCUAAUAAUUGGCUUAAUGAUCAAUAAAAAUAAAUCUGUGUUGAUUUGUACUAACUUUCAUGUAUAUUGGUUUAGGUGAUGCACUUCUCGAUUCAAACCUUUUCAAAAACUACUGAAGAAACAUUUUGAAAACUUCCAAAAUAAAUGAAUUUAAUUAUCAAAUUUAAAUUGUAAUAUUUGAAAAUAAAUUAUAUUAACGUACACAAUACAUGCAAACUUGUUAAUAUUCUCUUAUCUCUUAACUAUCCAGGAAUGCAAAAGAUAAACAAGACCACUCAACAUUGUUUAAAUAAUUAAAUAUAACUGAACAAAACUUCUUAUUCAGGGUAUAACAAAAAUUAAUAAAAAAUGGAGCCUUCCUUAGGGUAAAACACGACUCUUUUUGUCCACAUGCACAGCUAAACGCAUCAAAAAUUGAAAACUUUUUUACCUCGACUAUUAUUAAUGUAUGAUUAGCUGAAAAAAAAUCUGUAUAGACUUCAAAUAAUAUUUUUUAAAUGAAUAAUGUAGAAAAAAAAAUAAGUACAUUUUAAAUAAGUGCAAGUCAUCAGCCAAUCAAACGUGCGUUUGAGGGGAAAAUAUGGACCGGCACAUUCAGCAAGUGACAAGGGGUAAAUCUACAUAAUGAAAAUAAUUUACUUAAUUAUGGUAGGGUCAAUUCUAUCCUUACAACAUAUGGGAAGAAAAUCAAAAUUACCUAUAUAACUGAACUCAUUAUAUAAUGCAAAUAAGGUUGCUUAAAAGUUGGUGGGGACAAUUUUAGCAUCCUGAAAAGUAAGUAGGUAGAAAAAGGUAGUGUUAUAUCCUUACCAUCCCUAUGCAAACCUACGCCCAUGAGUGGCACGUGGGCCUCCUGGGUAUGUCCAGAGUUUUCAUGCUACCCUAC